Molecule: messenger RNA, 636 nt
Organism: Talaromyces stipitatus ATCC 10500
Lineage: Eukaryota; Fungi; Ascomycota; Eurotiomycetes; Eurotiales; Trichocomaceae
Product: aldo/keto reductase, putative
Exons: 2
Coding region: 1-636 (211 amino acids)
Source: RefSeq, a predicted model, not a curated record
AUGUUUAUCAAGACCCAAUGCUCUAGUUGGGUUGAUGGCUCGCCCAAAUCUCGGGCUCGGUUGUACAGAGAGAAGUGCGCAGCGAGUAAGGAUUUUGUGAACCAGGGUGGGCUCCCGAGAAAAGCUUUGUUCUCGGCUGUCGAUGCAAGCCUUCGGCGUCUAGGCGUUGAGUAUAUCGACUUGCUCCAGAUCCAUAGUUUUGAUUACAACACGCCAGUUGAAGAGAUCAUGGAACCAUUGCAUGAUCUUGUUAACAGCGACAAGGUACGGUAUAUUGGGGCUUCUAGCGUCUGGACAUACCAAUUCGCAAUGAUGCAGUUCUGUGCAGAGAAGAAUGGAUGGACAAAAUUUAUCAGCAUGCAAAACCACUAUAACCUGCUUUGCCGAGAAGAGCGGGAAAUGAAAAAAUUCUGCAACGAGACUGGCGUCGGUCUCAUUCCAUGGGCGCCUCCUUGCAGAGGCUACAUUGCGCGACCAGUCUCGUCACCACAACCCUCAGAUCGCACUGCGGUGGAACUAAAAAUGGGGAGGAUCCUAUCCGUUGGGCAGACGGAGACUGACCAUGCCAUUAUUAAUCGAGUGGAGGAGAUAGUACAGAAGAAAGGAUGGAAAAUGAGUACAGUUGCUUUGGCGUGA